Molecule: messenger RNA, 996 nt
Organism: Talaromyces amestolkiae
Lineage: Eukaryota; Fungi; Ascomycota; Eurotiomycetes; Eurotiales; Trichocomaceae
Exons: 1
Coding region: 1-996 (331 amino acids)
Source: RefSeq, a predicted model, not a curated record
AUGUCCCUUCAAGCUUUGCUAAAUGAGCCCAAAGGCAAGACAACCUACUACGCUGGGCAGGUCUUUAUGCUUCAUGUCUUCUGGGAAGCCCCCAAUCAACGUGCUGCAGAAAGAGUGUUGAGCGCGCUUCAGCGCUGCUCAAAAGCAACACAUCGUGAUACACCUUGUGUUCCGACGUAUUUCUUCCGAAUAUCCACCAUUGAUACCAAGUUGAAGAAUUCAAAGCCUAUGACAAUAGGCCAGCAUCCGCAAAUACGAGAGGCGCAGAAAAAAUUGAAAGUCGGUGUUCCUGUUGCUGCCAUCAAUGCCGACUUGAUGCGGAGAGGACUCGAUCCAGCGCUACUCAACCUUGAUCCUUCAACCCCCUUGCCCGACACCUUGCAAGAAUCAACCGUCAUUUUAGAGCUCACAGAAAUUUAUUUGGACGAGCGUUCAUUUUACGAACAUGCUGGAUCCAGAGACUAUCUCGACGCCUACGGCGAGGUGAUGACUCCUGGUUUGCAAAACAUGCAAAAAACAAUCAGGCUUGGAAACCCAACCCCCGAGCUUGUAGAGAAGAUCCUUGCGCCAAUGCUUCAGGAGAAACACGAGCCUCUGUAUGAAUCAUGCGUGCUGUGGCAACGACCUACAGUCGAGCCGGAAGUAUGUACAUCUAUCUCAAUGGAUAUCCCAGGGGCUGUUGAAMAAGCCGCGAAACUUUUGCCCGACAGUCUGCGGCAAAUGAGCACGACGCUCGUCGCAUUUCCUCAUCCACUCCUUGAAGACAGAGUUAGAAUUUUGAGUAUUUUGCCAGUUUUGCCUGACAGAAAAGUACUCCAGGAUCUAACAUCCCUCCCGCUGGUUGGUAUUGAAGUCCACUGCGAGAAAUCCGGCUUGGAGCUGAUACAAUCGGAGAUGGACUCACUGCCCUUCAAUUGCUUCUACACCAUCAAUGAAGUCAGAUGUGGGUAUCUCAUCCACGAGAAGGCAAGAGAGGUCACUGAAAUUGUCAUGUGA